AUUCGGAUUACAUUCUUAUAUUCGAGAGGUCUUAGGAUGUCGGAGAUAUUUCUACUUUAAUUAAGAACUUUCUAUCAUCAAUUUAUGAACUCCCUCGGAAAGUGUGAACGAGACAUGAUGUGCAGUAAGAAUCAAUUAGAUAAAUUCAAUUAACGAAUGGAAUUAUUGAUCUAUUCUUUACUCAUAGGAUCUUUAAAACAAACUUUCGGCGUGAUGUGCUCCCAGUGUGAUAGCGAUCUAGAUCCUUACUGCAUGGAGAGCCCACCAGAUCCAGUAAACUGUACAUUGUGUGGAUCAUUUGAUGAAAAUACGUUUGAAUGUGUCCAGUAUCAUGUAGUUGAAUAUUGUAUUACUGAAAGGAGAUACAUAAACGGCACCUUGGUGAGAAUUACACGAGAUUGUAGUCCAGCAUCCAUGCCAGAGUCCUGUGAAUUUAUUACUCAAUACGGGAAUAUAAUGAAAGUGUGCUUCAGAACUUGUAAGACUAACGGAUGCAAUUCUUCAGGGGAACAAGUAACCUCUACUGCAACUUUAAGAUAUCUUUAUUUAACUGUAGCAUUCUUAAAGUAUGUUUUAUUUCGGGAAUAAGUUUAUGAGUUGGAGGGCAACGUGAAUUACCAAACAUUGAAAGAAGUCGCGUGUAUCAGCUUAAACAAUGAACAACACACUCAAUGUGUUUAUUGUGUACCAGAUUACACAGUGUGCAGUGUAUUACACACUCAAUAUGAACAUACUGCAGCAAACUACCAACUCAAUAUAUUUUGCGUGUGCCACCUAGCGCUGGGUGCAGUGAACUAGACAUUAGCAUGUUUUUGCGGACUAGCUUGCACAGUGUGCAUUGAACUACACGCUAAUUAUAUUUUGUGUUUUUUGAAAAGUGUGCAGUGAAUACGCACUAUGCAUGUUUUGCCCGUAACAGCUUGCACAGUGUGCAGUGAACUACAAUCUCAUUAUAUUUCCUUGCACCAUAUUGAAUAGUGUACAGGGAACUAGAAACUCAGCAUAUUGUGUGUGUACCAGCUUGCCAUGUGUGCAAUGAAUUGAACACGCCAUGCAACAUGUUCAUUGCGAAAACUUGAAGACAAUAUGUCAGCAUGUUUACAAUAUAUGCAUAUACAUACGUCGCUAUGUCAAAUGUUUUCACAUUGUUCUAUGUUUUCAAUAAUAUAUUCUCUUGGACAGUAUUUUCUGAUAUACAUAUAUGCAAAAUAGAAGUAUUUCCAGGACACAAAACAGAAGUG
This is a messenger RNA of Mercenaria mercenaria, 1241 nucleotides long. RefSeq lists its product as uncharacterized. Bases 157 to 588 code for a protein of 143 amino acids. The record is from RefSeq and is a predicted model, not a curated record. The transcript is spliced from 3 exons. NCBI's taxonomy places the organism in Eukaryota, Metazoa, Mollusca, Bivalvia, Venerida, Veneridae.